Messenger RNA from Oncorhynchus kisutch (coho salmon), 4530 nucleotides. RefSeq names its product single-stranded DNA-binding protein 3. The record is from RefSeq and is a predicted model, not a curated record. Lineage: Eukaryota; Metazoa; Chordata; Actinopteri; Salmoniformes; Salmonidae. Gene Ontology annotation, biological process: positive regulation of transcription by RNA polymerase II. Gene Ontology annotation, molecular function: single-stranded DNA binding; protein binding. The coding region runs from base 190 to 1476 and encodes 428 amino acids. The transcript has 18 exons. Gene Ontology annotation, cellular component: nucleus.
UGUUUCAAGUCCCCCCAAUAGAAACUGUGCCUGAUUUGUGGCCAAUGUUGGAGAUGUAAAAAAGAAAAAGAAAAAAAAAGGAGGGGGGAGGAAAAACACUAAAGGGGUAGCUAUGGAGAUAGAACGUUUUCCUGGCUGCUUUCUUUGACAGGUGUUGAGAGGGGUAAAAGUCUUAAAACAGAAUCCAGCAUGUACGCCAAAGGUAAAGGAGCUGUCGUCCCUUCCGAUAGUCAAGCGAGAGAAAAGUUAGCUUUAUAUGUGUACGAGUAUUUGCUGCACGUCGGCGCACAGAAAUCAGCACAGACCUUCCUGUCAGAGAUCCGAUGGGAGAAGAACAUUACACUGGGGGAGCCCCCUGGAUUCCUACACUCAUGGUGGUGUGUAUUCUGGGAUCUGUACUGCGCUGCUCCGGACCGGAGAGAGACAUGCGAACAUUCCAGCGAGGCCAAGGCUUUCCACGACUAUAGUGCAGCCGCUGCCCCCAGUCCGGUGAUGGGCAACAUGCCCCCCAACGAUGGCAUGCCUGGCGGACCCAUGCCCCCGGGCUUCUUUCAAGGACCUCCUGGCUCCCAGCCGUCACCCCACGCACAGCCACCCCCACACAACCCCAACAACCCCAUGAUGGGACCUCACGGCCAGCCUUUCAUGUCCCCACGGUACCCAGGUGGACCUCGUCCCUCACUUCGCAUGCCAAAUCAGCCACCUGUGGGAGUCCCAGGGUCACAACCACUCCUGCCAAACAGUCUGGAUCCCACUAGACCACAGGGACAUCCAAACAUGGGCGGCCCGAUGCGGAUGAACCCCCCCAGAGGGAUGGGCGGCAUGGGCCCACAGAACUAUGGUGGUGGAAUGAGGCCUCCUCCCAACUCCAUGGGGCCAGGAAUGCCAGGGAUGAACAUGGGUCCUGGAGGUCGAGGUUGGCCCAAUCCCAACGCAAACUCAAUAGCCUAUUCCUCCUCAUCUCCUGGAAACUAUGUGGGUCCUCCAGGGGGCGGAGGCCCACCAGGAACUCCCAUCAUGCCUAGCCCAGGAGACUCCACAAAUUCCAGUGAAAACAUCUACACAAUGAUGAAUCCUAUUGGCCCUGGUGGUAACAGACCUAAUUUCCCGAUGGGGCCGGGCCCUGAUGGCCCAAUGGGUGGAAUGGGAAGCAUGGAGCCCCACCAUAUGAACGGAUCACUAGGCUCUGGUGACAUGGAUGGGUUGCCAAAGAAUUCUCCCAACAACAUGGCAGGCAUGAACAACCCCCCGGGAACUCCGCGGGAUGAUGGGGAGAUGGCAGGCAACUUUUUAAACCCAUUCCAAAGUGAAAGUCCCCACGGGAUGUCACUGGAGCGCAGGACUCCCAUCAAGAUCACCCAUCCCAGUGUGUGCAAAGUGGGGCUUCUGAGCAGGAAACAGUCUCAGAGCCACAGGAAGAGCCAGCUCAGUGACUCUCCCUCUCCGCCUGGUUUCCUCACAGGCCCAGGACAGUGAGAGUGGGGGACUCUGGCUGUCUGCAGGAACCCUCCUCAGCAACAGUUCUCUCAGCAUCAAGGCUGGUGGCUCCACUCUACUUUAUCAUGUUAUUAUUUGUUUGUUCAAAUGUUGUUUUUGCAUGCAGCAGUUGUGAGGUUUGAGGCUCACCUUCAUUCAGUUAAUGUGUCCUUGUUUUGAAAUGAAAAGCUUAACUGCUGAUGCAUUAGGGCAAGAACAGUUUAUAUGUUUGUAUUUUAUUAAUAAUAAUGAUAUCAUUUUCAUAAUUGAUAUUGUUAUAAUGAUGUAGUUAUCAUUUCCUGUUAAGGGCACAUUGUAUCUCAACAACAUCGACAACAGAAUAAGCACACACUCAAAAAUGCACAAUGACACUUCUGUUUACAUGAUUUUAGGUAUUUGAUGUUUCUUGUUAGUUUUUGUUUUGUCUCAACGCCCUACGCAUACCUCUCUGUUCUUCGUAGAACUUGUAGCCGAUGUCUUUACUACCAGAAAACCAUGGCACCAAAAUGUAAACAGUCAAGCAGAGUGCGAUAGGAGUACAAGAAUAGCUGUUCACCUGCUUGAGAUCACUCAUCUAGGAAUGACCCUUCCUGACACUCCCCAUCCAUGUUAUCACUGGAGUUCCCCAAAACGUCAAUGUGAAAAUGGAGGCGAUAUCAGAAACUUCUUUAUCCUUUGGUACUCUAGUCUGUCAGUCUUCUACAUGUCUGGUCACACGUACCCCUCCCAAAAUGUUGAGUCUGUGUAUAUAAGUGUUUGUUCAGGCUUGUUGCAUUACUGUGCAAAGAUGGACUGAUCAAAUGUAAUUUGGACAAUUGCUAAUUCUACUUUCAGUUCGGGUGGCUUUGAACAUGUAUUCUGUCUUGCGACCUGUGUCCUUCCAAUUCAGUAAAGACGGAAAGGGUUUUACAGACCCUCUAUGUUCUUCUAUGGAUUUGCUCUUGCCUGUAAAUACAACAUAUUUAGCUUGUAUUGUGGUUGUUUAUUUGUUGUUUUGAUAUACAACUUGUCUGUGAAUCCUGAAAGUGGAUCCUUCUCCUCCUGCAUUGCUUUGACUGUUACCCUGCAUACAAUCUCCAGGCUCAAUCUUUAUUUACUGAUUGUCAUACAGGCCACUUGCUAUCGGUUUUCAUGUCGUUGUUGGUGUACAAACCUCCAUCUGCUUCCUUCCAGUUAGAGUUGACCUCACAGAUCCUUAUGAUCCGGUGUCUGACCCCUCUCACAUGCAACCAUAGUUUAGAGAGGGGCCAACUCCACAGAGCUCCCAUCCACCUGUUCCCUCUGGGUCUGGGCUUGUCCAUGGGCUGCUAGAUCCUGGGUAUGGGGUGGCUGUAGCACCACUGGUGAUGGGAGUGUGAAAUGACUGGAGGGACUGCACGGUGUGGCUUAAUUCACUCUCCCGCUACAAGAAAGGAGUGCUCUAUAGAACCGAGUAGCUUUUAGUGCACCUACUCACACUUGAAUAUGUACUUUGAGAAAUGAGAGAAUUCCACCUGGUUGGACUGAAUUGUGAGUCAAACAAAGUCUUUUAUUCUAGUUUUUUGUUUUGUUUUAAUUUCUAUGAAGUCUAUUCAAUAAAUUGUGUGCAAAAAAGGCCAUAGAAUAUCUACACCUAAGGAGUGAAUUGACCCAAGGCUGUUCCUCAAACUUUCAUGUGAUUUUCUUGUGUGUUGUGCUAAGCGGCAGAUACCGUUUAUUUCAAAAAGUCAUUUUUCAACAAGCUACAUAUUUCUGUUCUUAUUUAAUAUCAUUCUGGCUUCUGUCUGUGAUUGGUCUUUUGCCAGUGACCUUGCUAUAGUGUUGGCAGAUACUUUAUGGAGUAGCUUGGAUUCAGAGCUGAACAGGGACAUCUUCUGGGUAAGUUGUUUUGAGGAACGACUAACUCCAGUGUUCCUCUAGCAGACUGACUGGCACACAGCCCUCUGUCCCCCACCCGCCCCCUACAGCCCCAUCCUCACACUCUUGAGCCCUCCUUUCCUUUAAUUUCCUUUUUUGUAAAUACUGUAUAAUGCAUUUUGAUAUCAUUGACAUGUUUUGAUAUGUCAGUCACUACCAAUGUAUACAGCUGAAAGUAAAUUAUAAAUGACUUGUCCAUGUUUUCAUAAUAAAGAGACGAUGUGCUGGACAUUUUGAUUGGCCAAAACAAAAUUGUGGUAAAAAUGAAAUAUUCAUGUAAAUUUACUUGAACAUGUGAACAUACAGUAACUGCACCCUAAACACUUAUUUCUGGUCGGGAUACAUAUGUGAAAAUAUACUGUCAUCCAUUUAGCUGGGUUUGAGGCGUCGUUUUAUUAUCUCGUAAGGACCGAGAGGGUGGUGAAGGGGAUGUAUGAUGUCAAUGAUGCUGUUUAUUCUUGCAAUUGGAGCGUCCUCACUCUGUCCUUGUCUUCUAUUACCAAUAGAAAUCAUCUCAAAUGGUUUCUAAGAAUGGUUAUUGCCUACUCAAAAGGCCAUCGUCUCAUUAAAACAUGUGACCACCUAUUAUUACAGUUUUUAAUAUGAAGGAUUUUUAUCAAUUUAAGAACUUUAAAAAGGAAAACAUGCUUAAUGUCAUUUUAAAUUAAAGAAUAGAUCAAAAGUAAUGCUUAUGCGGAAAAACUGUGUCCUUGCUAUUCACUCCUGAUGAAAUAGCGUUGUAUAUAUUGAUUCUCACUGAUCCUCUCUCAGUCCUCUGUGUAUAACAAUUGUUGGUCAUCUCUGUACUUCUAUUGUGAUGUAUAAUACUGUAACAUUAGGAAGAUUUGCGGGUGAUGGGAUGGUUGUGUGGGACAGGGGUCAAGGGGAGGGGAUAUAAAUAUUCUCCUGUAUCGUUCAUUGUCCUUUCUGAUGACAUGGCAGUAUUCUAUAUGAAGCAGUCUGUCCCUUGGGUUUGCUUUGUAUUUCAUAGUAGGAUAGUUCAGAUCUUGUCUUAGGGAGUUAGGUGUCUUGUGUAGGUAAUAAAUAUGUCCUUUGUAUGUUUCUUUAUAUUGUAAAGUUUCUUUAGACUGAAAGAAAAAUGGAUAAUUUGCUUAUCAAAAAAGAAACUGCAUCAAUAAUAAAUGUAAUUUGAUUUUU